Messenger RNA from Morone saxatilis (striped sea-bass), 5338 nucleotides. It is a transcript of the gene wwc1, whose product is annotated as WW and C2 domain containing 1. The record is from RefSeq and is a predicted model, not a curated record. The transcript has 22 exons. Bases 968 to 4513 code for a protein of 1181 amino acids. Gene Ontology annotation, biological process: cell migration; regulation of hippo signaling; negative regulation of organ growth. Gene Ontology annotation, molecular function: kinase binding; molecular adaptor activity. Gene Ontology annotation, cellular component: cytoplasm. Lineage: Eukaryota; Metazoa; Chordata; Actinopteri; Moronidae.
UUGACAGCGGUCGACCGGCCGAAGUCAUCGGGACUGAGGAAAGACUUUACCGCCGCUGCAGCAGCAGCUCCCCCCCCCUACUCCCGUCCGGUUUUAAAAAAAAAGGAUAAAUUCAACAAAAUAACACACAAGUUUCUCGCGGGUUUGCCCAACAUUUAGCGGCCGCGGAUUCAGCCGGUUUUACUUUCCUUUCUCUCAGCGGUGCUCAGACUGCUCGUUACCCCCGCGGCAGGCGGUUAGCAUCGGAUACCGCUGCUAAACAUGGUGGCCUGUAGGCAAGAAGAAGAAGAAACGAGCCCCGUUUUGGGGAUUUCUUUGGAGGAAUUUUUUUUAAAGGCACUCGGACGGUUGUGAAUGUGAAACACCGCUGCUCCGGACACACCACUACCCUCCUUUUUUAGCUUUAUCUGGCGUUUUGACGGACUUCGACGUUGCCUUUCUGACACAAGCAGCAGCGGACCAGCACCGUCCGGGUUUUGUGGACCGUGGAUAAUUGUACUUCAGAAGUUGUCACCAGGCCGCCUGAAAGUUAUUUUUUUUGGGGGUGGGGGGGGAAGUAGUAAAAAAACAUGCUCUCACGCGUGGAGAAACGCAUCAAAUAGCAGCACGGGUUUGUUUUAUGACUGUUUAUAUCACGGAUGUCUUGACACUCGCAGAGAGAUGAACUGGUGCACAAGUGCAGCUAACUGGGACUAUUUGAUCCUCUGAGAUAGUCUCUAUUAAAAAACAAACAAAAAAAAAAAAGCCCCCACCCCCUCCCCUUGUUUGAGGGGUUGAUUCAUUGUUAAUCUCUGGAUUAUUAUGGAUUAUUAUUAUGGCCUAAUCGCAACCACGCCAGGCCUGGAGUAUUGGGAAUAACUGCAUGAUGAUGAUGAUGAUGAUGAUGAUGAUGACAGAGAAAAGCGAUGGUUUCCCCUCGUUAUGAUUUUGAGUAGAGAGGAGUUAAUUACAUGGAGACUCGCCUGACAUGCCAAGGAAGGAGUUGCCACUACCUGAGGGUUGGGAGGAAGCCAGAGACUUUGAUGGCAAAGUGUAUUACAUUGACCACAUUAACCAGUGCACCAGCUGGAUCGAUCCCAGAGACAGGCAGACGAAGCCUCUGACGUUUGCUGACUGCAUCGGGGAUGAGCUGCCAAUCGGUUGGGAGGAGGCGUACGACCCCGUCGUCGGAUCGUACUAUGUCGACCACAACACCAAGAGCACCCAGCUGGAGGACCCACGGGCCCAAUGGCAGCGGGAGCAGGAGUCCAUGCUGCGGGACUACCUGGCCGUGGCCCGCGAUGCGCUCAGUGCCCAGAAGGAGAUCUACCAGGUGAAGGAGCAGAGGCUCCGCCUGGCGCAGCAGGAGUACCGGCAGCUCAAUGAUGCGUGGAGGGACAAGUCGACGUCACAGACCAGCUUGAAUUCCAGAUCGUCCUCGUCCAGCAAGUACGACCCAGACAUCCUUAAAGCAGAGAUAGCCACAGCCAAAAGUCGGGUGAACAAGCUGAAGCGAGACCUGGCCUGUAUGAAGCAGGAGCUGCUGUACAAAGAACAAGGCUUUGAGACCCUCAAAGAGAUCGACCAGAAGGUGUCCAGCAGCCCGUAUGGCUACAAACUGCAGGAGGCGCAGGCCAUCCUCAGCGAGGUCCGCUCCAUCCGAGACGCCAUCAGCUCUGGGGAGAAAGAGAAACAGGAACUCAUGCAGAAACUGGCGGUGUUGAAGGACGGUUUCCAGCUGGACUCUGGCUCCCAGCAAGAGCUGUGGGGCAGCAGUCCCUCGCUCGCCAACUCAGAGCUUUCCAUCCCACGGCUGUACUCCGACGCCGGCUCCCAGACCGACAUCCCUGCUGAGUUUAUGACCAGCACCAACAAACUGGCAGAGAAAGUCCGUCUGAGUCUGAAAUACGAGGAGGCCAAGAGGAGGAUUGCCACCAUCGAGGUGCAGAUCGCCAAACUGGACAGCGAGGCAUGGCCGGGGCUGCUGGACCCUGAGCGAGACCGCCUCAUCCUCAUCAACGAGAAGGAGGAGCUGCUGAAGGAGCUGCAGUAUAUCAGCCCUCGCCAACGCCUGGAGCCCAACGACGCCGAGAAGCUGGAGUCUGAGAAGAAACGUCUGGAGAGAGACUUGCAGGCCGCCAGAGACAACCAGAGCAAGGCUCUGACUGAGAGGCUGCGACUUCACUGCAAGAGGAACAAGCUAGUCCGAGAGCUGGAGGAGAUGGUUCGACUGGCCACAUCACUACAUACUCAACUCAAAAGCCUGUCGGCCAGCACUCUGUCCUGUUCGUCCGGCAGCAGUCGAGGCUCUCUGACGUCCAGCCGCGGCUCGCUAGCCACCACCUCUAGCCUGGGCUCCACCUCCUCCCUCAGCUUCACCGACCUCUACCUGGAGCAGCCCGAGCUGGCUGACCCGGACUUCCAGAACAAGCUGGACAGCCUCCUGCAGGAGGGCGGCCAGGGAGGUUACCGCCCCUCCAGCUCCAUCACCACCAUACAUGAACACGAAGUGGUGACGGGUUGUGGAGGGAAAGACGCUGGGAGGCCUGAGGGCAAAGCAGGCAGGGUGGGAGGAGACACGGGUUGUUCUGCUGGAGGGGGUGCAGGUGUUGGCGGUGGUAGUGGAGUGGAGUCGGGGUCAUCCAGGAUCCAGGCGCUUAGACUGUCAGAAACCCCUCGCUCCAUGAGCUCUUUAUCUCCACGAUCGUCCCUUUCCUCAUUGUCUCCGCCGUGCUCGCCGCUGGUCACAGACACUAGUUUCCUGUCUGGAGAGACAUUCGCAGGCCAGACGGGGCCUGGCGGGUUGAGCUUGGACCUGGAGCUCCACAGUAGGUUAGCAGAACUGGAACUCAGCCUGGACUCUCAGGAGCAGCGGCAGGAAGAGCACGAAGGUCCUAGGGGGCUGGAGGAGAAACAGGAUCACAACACCACGCUGGGCGAAGAGGUCAAAGACUCGGCGCCACAGCUGCGUGGAACAGGGGCGGGGCCAAAGAAGAUGGGCGUGACCUCAGCAGUGUCGGACGAGUCAGUGGCUGGCGAUAGCGGUGUGUACGAGCCUUCAGAGCGCAGGCCGGGCCUCCCUGCAGACCUCCUCCUCGGCUCCUAUGAUGAGCGGUUGGCGCUGGGCUGCUCUCAGGUGCAGCUCGGCUUCCGCUACGAGUCCAGAGACCAGCGCUUCACCAUCUAUGUCAUGCAGCUGUCCAACUGCAGCGCCCUCUGUCUGCCAGCUGACCAGAAAAUGUAUGUGCGUUCGGCGGUGCUGCCCUGCGUGGAGGCCACCCGCUGCCUCUUCCGAACCCGCGGCUCUCUGCCUCAGGACAUCGUGGAGGUCAAUGAGGUGUUCAGCAUGCAGAUAUCCCACAGUGCACUGCGGCAGAAGACACUGAGGGUCGACAUCUGCAACACCAGAAAGUCGGGCCACGAAGAGUGCCUGGCCGGAGCCCAGAUCAGCCUGGCUGAUGUCAGCUGUUCGGAGGAGAGAUGCACCAAGUGGUACAACCUGCUGAGCCGUGUCUACAUGCCCGAGAUGAACAACAAGGACAAAGAGAGCCGAGCAGCCGGCGGCUCUGACAGGACUCCGGCGAUUUCCAGUGUUUCCAGAGUUGGAGCUCCUGAGGACGAUGAGUGGCAUGGCGACCCUUUGGAGGAAGACAUGUUUGAUGAUGAAGAAGGAAAUGGCGCAGAGGGAGUGGAACCACUGGAGGAAGAGGAUGAGUUUUAUCCUGAAAGCAGCCAAUGGGAAGCAGAGGAGGAAGAGGACAAGUCGACUAAACCUCGCCCUCCUCCUCCUCCUCCACCUCCACCUCCUCAUCCUCUAACAGCAGCAGCAGCAACAGCAGCCAUCACAGAAAAGGUCAACAAGGAGACAAGCAUGGACAGCUUGUUGCCGUCCCACCACUGCUCUGUGGUUCGACCCAAGGAGCGCCGCCACGACGUACACCAGCAGAACCCCUUCAUGAGGGGAAACACCAUCAUCCGCUCCAAGACCUUCUCCCCUGGACCUCAGAGCCAGUACAUCUGCAGGAUAAACCGCAGUGACAGCGACAGCUCCACCCUCUCCAAGAAGUCUCCGUUUGUCAGAAACGCUUCAGAGAGACGAAGCAUGCGCAUGAAGAAGCCUCCCGUUCAAGUUAAAGGUCUGGACGGUCUCUUGCGGACGUCCCUGGACCUGGAGUUGGACCUGCAGGUUUCGCGGACGCGGCAGGCCCGGCUGUCGCAGGAGCUGCGGGUGCUGCGGGAGCUGAAGACGCAACUGGAGAAGGCGAGGCAGCAAGGCCAGAGAGAGCUGCCGGCCUGGGUCCAAGAAGACGAACGCUUCCGGCUCCUCCUUAAGCAGGCCGAGAAACAGACUCGUGAGGAGCAACUGCAGGAGAAGCGGGUGGAGAAGAUGAUGAGGGCAGCAGCCAAGGACGUGCACAAGAUCAGGGGCCAGAGCCGCAAAGAGGUCCCCGAGGUCCAGACCUUCAGAGAGAAGAUGGCCUUCUUCACACGAGCAAAGACCAGCAUCCCCGACCUGCCGGCUGACGAUGUGUAGAGAAGCAUUUCAAAGUAUUUCCCUUCCUGAGUCUUAGUCUGCUGUUCCCAACACAAAUGAAGCAAAUGUUUGGCGGUGUUAUGAAGAAUUUUAAAUAAUAAUAAUACUAAUAAUAUGUUUAGUAGAAAAAAAAACACUGAAAACCGUGAAGAAACACAUUUUUAAAGAGCUCAGCAUUUCUAAUGUGGAUAGUCUUUGUUUGUAAAUUAGUGAUAGCACUGCUAGAGCUUUUUUAUUAUUAUUUCACCCUCUCUUUCACUCUGUUUAUGGCGUUGUGUUUCUGUUACUAACAGGCUGUUUAUAGGCUCUUAGGUGUUUAAAAUCAUUCCAGCACAAAGUCACACAGCUGCACAUGUGCAUACAAAGGGUUUUGAACUAAAAUAACACAUUUGGACAAAAAAUAUAUAUGUAUGUCGACAGCACAAAACAAUACAGAAGAAAACAAAGGUACUGAAGCAAAAUAAGCAAGUUAAGCAGGUGAUAAAACCUGCAAGUCAUGUGUUUGUGAGAGCAUUUUGAAAAGUUUAUACGCUGACAAACUUAAGCACACCUGAAGCUUGUCUGAUGUGUACAAUAUUGACAGCACAGAUGGCUGUACAUAAGCAUCAUCAGCAUGCCUUCUGUUUCAGUUCUGGCAUCUCUCACUACACGACACACGAUACCAGAACAGAAGAGGAAAACUGGAGCGUGUCUUUACAGACAUUACUAAAUGAACUGGAUCUCAUUAUAGAAGAGCAGUUUUUAAUCAUUGAGUGGGAGGUGAGAUUCUUCUUGUUUUAGGUGUGAAGUCUAAACUCGUCUGUCACCAGUUACACACACACACAC